Brassica napus (rape) is the source of this 1220-nucleotide messenger RNA. Its product is annotated as telomere repeat-binding factor 4. Gene Ontology annotation, cellular component: nucleosome. The coding region runs from base 126 to 1016 and encodes 296 amino acids. Gene Ontology annotation, biological process: nucleosome assembly. The transcript has 6 exons. NCBI's taxonomy places the organism in Eukaryota, Viridiplantae, Streptophyta, Magnoliopsida, Brassicales, Brassicaceae. Gene Ontology annotation, molecular function: double-stranded telomeric DNA binding. The record is from RefSeq and is a predicted model, not a curated record.
AUACGCAUCUUAAAUUGGAAAGCUUACCAUAAGACCCCGUUUUGUAAAAGUCGCGAUUUUGUUUGGAUUUUUGGAAAAUAUUCUGGGAACAAAAAGGAAGGAGCGGCGGAUGAGUCGCUGAUUCGAUGGGAAACCAGAAGCUUAAGUGGACGGAGGAGGAAGAGGAGGCGUUGCUCGCAGGUGUUAGGAAGCAUGGUCCCGGAAAGUGGAAGAAUAUUCUCCGAGAUCCUGAGUUUGCUGGUCAGCUCUCUAAUCGCUCCAAUAUUGACUUAAAGGAUAAAUGGCGUAAUUUAAGUGUUGCCCCUGAUAUUCAAGGGUCAAAGGAUAAGGUGCGGACACCAAAGAUCAAAGCUGCUGCCUUUCAGCUGGCGGCAGUUGCAGCUGCCAGUACUCCAUCUCCUAGUUCCAACCAUUCUCCAGUUCCGCCCCUUCCUCGUAGUGGAUCUGAUUUGAGCAUUGAUGACAGUUGCAACUUUAUGGUUGAUGCAAAGAAUGCUCCCAGGUAUGAUGGGAUGAUAUUCGAAGCUCUUUCAUCGUUGACGGAUGCUAAUGGAUCUGAUGUCACUGCAAUUUACAACUUUAUCGUGCAAAAAGGACAUGAAGUGCCACCGAACUUUAAAAGGAUCCUCGGUUCAAGAUUGAGGAGGCUUGCUUCUCAGGGCAAACUUGAAAAGGUUAGCCAGUUAAAAUCAGGAACGCAGAACUUCUACAAGAUGAAUAAUCAUAGCUUCAUGGCGAUGAGAACGCCACUUGUAGCGAGACCAAAAGAGGUGAAUGUGAAACCUCGGCAGGCGAACAGUCAAGGACUCACGGUUUCGCAGGAGAAGGUUGAUCACGCUGCAGGAACCGCAGCGUUUAAGUUCGUGGAGGUAGACGAAAAAUUAGAGCUACUCAAUGCAGCUGUAGAAGACAGAGAUAGGAUGAUAGAACUGGCAGAACAAGCUGAGUUGAUUCUACUGUUAGCAGAAGAGUUGCACAAAGAAUGUUCUGAGGGAAAGAUUGUGGCUUUGAAUUGAGGUUUGACGGAACAAAAGAAGAAGCAUAGAGUUUGAGGCUUUGGAGUUCAUCACUAUGUUGUGGUAUAUAUACUAGUAGCAAUAGGCUAUUAAGUUGCAUUCUCUUGUUUCUUUUUGCUAUACCAAAUUGUUACAAAAAUAACAUUUAAUUUUCUUUCCUGUUGUGUAAGAUUUUAACUCAAGUAGCUUAUAUUUUUUUAUUCA